UAGAAUUAUCUCCCUUGGACGUCGGUGGUCGGCCAUAUUGUUUAAUAAUCAUUAAAAGCAAGUUUUUUGGUUUAUUUAGACAGAGAAAUAUUACUGGACAGAAGAGGUUUCUUGAUUUAAUUUAUUUAUUGCCUCGAAGUUCAAUUUGACCAUGUGUGCUCUACCUGCUGCACCUCCUGGCAAGAGGAAAGAGAUCUAUAAAUAUGAAGCACCAUGGACUGUAUAUGGAAUGAACUGGAGUAUUCGUCCAGACAAACGGUUUCGAUUAGCUCUCGGUAGUUUCAUGGAAGAGUACAACAACAAGGUGCAAAUUGUGUCUUUGGAUGAAGAAACAUCUGAAUUCACAUCAAGAAGCACAUUUGACCAUCCUUACCCCACAACUAAAAUCAUGUGGAUCCCGGAUGCUAAAGGUGUAUUUCCUGAUUUGCUAGCUACCAGUGGAGACUACUUGAGAGUAUGGAGAGUUGGAGAGAAUGAUACAAGAUUGGAGUGCCUCUUAAACAAUAACAAAAAUUCAGAUUUUUGUGCUCCUCUGACAUCAUUUGACUGGAAUGAAAUUGACCCUAAUCUAUUAGGAACUUCAAGUAUUGAUACUACUUGCACAAUUUGGGGUUUAGAGACUGGUCAGCUUUUGUGCAGGGUAAAUUUGGUGUCGGGCCAUGUGAAGACACAGCUUAUAGCUCACGACAAAGAAGUGUAUGAUAUUGCUUUUAGUCGUGCUGGUGGUGGAAGAGAUAUGUUUGCUAGUGUUGGGGCUGAUGGAUCUGUGAGAAUGUUUGAUUUACGACAUCUGGAACAUUCCACUAUUAUAUACGAAGAUCCCCAACAUCAUCCACUUCUACGGUUAGCAUGGAAUAAGCAGGAUCCUAACUACUUAGCGACAAUGGCUAUGGAUGCAAUGGAGGUUAUCAUUCUUGAUGUAAGAGUGCCAUGCACCCCUGUGGCUCGACUCAAUAAUCACCGUGCCUGUGUGAAUGGUAUUGCCUGGGCUCCACAUUCCAGCUGUCACAUCUGCACAGCUGCGGAUGACCAUCAAGCUCUGAUAUGGGAUAUACAGCAGAUGCCUCGAGCUAUUGAAGACCCUAUCUUAGCCUAUACAGCAGCUGGUGAGAUUAAUCAAAUCCAGUGGUCGUCGACCCAACCUGAUUGGAUUGCUAUCUGCUAUAACAACUGUUUGGAGAUUCUGAGAGUUUGAAGUAAAAUACAGAAGCACUGAUACAAAACAUUAUUUAAGGGACUACACACUUUUUUUAAAAAAAAUUACCCUCUCCCUCCUCCCAUAUCCUUUGCCAUCCUGCUUGUUCUUUCUUUAAAAGGAAGAAUGAAAAUUAAGUACUCUUUUUAUUUAUUCUAUCUCUUCGGCAGACUAACUCCUAUCCAUUCAUUUUGUUUUCUCAUUUUCUUUUUUAGUCAUAUUCUUAUUUUUAUUUUUAUAAAAAUUACCAUUUCAUAGUCAUUCUGAAUUUAAUUUGUUUGCAUGAGUGUGUGUAUGCACGGCUGAUUGUGUUUAAUAUGUGCACAUGCGUGUGUGCAUGAAUGUAUGCAUGAGUGGUUGAGGUGUUUGUGCAUGUGCAUGUAUAUGUGUGUAAAUAUAUUUAUAAAAGUUGUUUCCCAUUUUUUUAAAAGCCACAUUAAAGUCAAGCGCCAAAAAUUAAAUAAGAACAGUUUUAUAUAUAUAUAUAUAUAUAAAUGUACUAAAAUAGUUUUAAAUAAUAGCCAAGGUAUUCACAUAAUAUUUUAAUCUGUAUGAGUAUUUGUCAACUAUACAAUUCAAAAGUUAAAAAUCACUUCAGACUGUCUUAGAUUAGAAGAAAUCUGCCAAGCUGUAUACAUACAAAUUUACUAAAAUAAAUUCCAGGUGAAUCUUGUGAUUUGUAAUGACUUGACAAGCAUUUCUAUCCUUAAUUCAAAUUAUAACAAUGCAAUGGUGAAUAUGCUUUGCUGGUGUGUGUGGUUUUUCUUUCUCAUGUAGAAAUCACAGUGUUCAUUUUGGGAUUUUUUCUAAUGCUCAUUCCCAUUGAAAAUUUUUCUGUGGAAAUUGAACUUGUAUUGAUCCUGUUAACUUUUUGGUUAACUUGGGGAAAAUACAGUGGAGUGAUUUCUAGUUGUAUUUGAAUAUCUUGGCCCAUAGGACAGUGUAAACUCCCAUAUGCUAAUGUGUAUCCAUGAUACAGUGCUUCUACCUUGAACAUUGGUAAACAGUACUUACAUUUGAUAAUAUUUACAGCUUGGUGGUCUGAUGUAAUAAGUCUGAGACUAGCCAUAAACACAACUAGUAAUGAGAUACAAGGACUAAACACUUUGGCUGGUUGAUUAACUCCCUGUUGAGUUAGAUGGAGGUCACUCCCACUUUUGAAUUGUUUAGUUUGCAAAAUUCUACUGAUUAAAUAUACAACCAUCCCCUAAUUUGCAAAAGCAGUGCAAUCCUGAAAAUGUUGUCACAUGGAAUUCUAUAACAUAAAAUGUAUUUGCCAUUGACUUCCAUUUUACAUGCAGGUCAAUGGGAAGUAUGUUUCAUGUUAGAGAAUUCCUUGAUAUGACAACGUUUAUCAGGAAUAUAACACGACCAUUAUAUCAGUUAUUCUCUAUGCACUGUAACAUGGAGGAUGCCUGUUUAUAAAAGUUAUACAUAUAUAAAUAUUGUCUUCUGUCUUGUUGUUGAUUAAGCUAACCUCUUUUGUACUUUAGUCAUUUUGACAACAAAACAAGAUGUCCUUUAAUGAAAAAUAACCUACAUGAUCACUUAAACCGUCUAACUUGUGUAUAUCAACACUCAUCUGUUUAUUCAUAUACACUUGUUUAACCUAAAGAAAAGAAAAGUGUGUAUAUGUGUGUACACGUCUCAAAACUCACUUCUGUAAAACUGCAACUGUGUAUAUCAACAUACAUCUAUCUCAACACACACAUUUCAAGGUAAGUCUUAAAAAAAAAAAAAAAGGAACAUAUAUAUGAUUGUAUUUGUAAUAAUAGUUAAAAAGAAAAAGAAUAAUGAUAAAUAAGCUUUCUUCUCAUGACAUUGAAACAUUAAACAUUAUAUGAUCUGC
Messenger RNA from Octopus bimaculoides (California two-spot octopus), 3044 nucleotides. Its product is annotated as DDB1- and CUL4-associated factor 7. NCBI's taxonomy places the organism in Eukaryota, Metazoa, Mollusca, Cephalopoda, Octopoda, Octopodidae. Gene Ontology annotation, molecular function: protein binding. The record is from RefSeq and is a predicted model, not a curated record.